Danio aesculapii is the source of this 1736-nucleotide messenger RNA. RefSeq names its product keratin 99 (gene krt99). Gene Ontology annotation, molecular function: structural molecule activity. The coding region runs from base 43 to 1410 and encodes 455 amino acids. The record is from RefSeq and is a predicted model, not a curated record. The transcript is spliced from 9 exons. NCBI's taxonomy places the organism in Eukaryota, Metazoa, Chordata, Actinopteri, Cypriniformes, Danionidae.
CACUGAGGAACAUCCAGCUUCUACAGACCUUCUCGCUCAGCCAUGACGAUGCAUCGCAGCAGUAAGACUCAUCAGAAGUUCAGCUCUCAGAGUGUGUUCGCGUCGGCUGGAGGUUCCUCUGGUGGACUGGUCAUGAACGGUUUUGGGAGCUCAGGCGGCUCUUUGUCUUUUGGUGGGAAAAACUUUAGUAGCUCUUCAGGCUUCGGUGCUCGCAUCUCCAGAUCUUUGUCCACUUCAUCUUUGGAUAUGACUGGGAAUGAGGCCAUUCUGUGCGUCAGUGAGAAGCAAACAAUGCAGAACCUCAAUGACCGUCUCGCAUCUUACCUGGAGAGGGUGCGCUCUUUAGAACAGGAGAACAAGAAGCUUGAGCUCCAAAUUAAGGAGUUUUAUGACAGCAAGAGCCCUCUGCAGAGCAAAGACAUGAGUGCUUACUUCAAAACCAUUUCAGAGCUCCGUGCACAGAUUCAUGGACGUUGUUUGGAAAACGCAGAGCUCCAUCUGAAGCUGGACAACAUCAGGCUUGCAGCUGAAGACUUCCACAUUAAGUAUGAAAGUGAAUUGAACAUGCGUACAAUUGUGGAAGCAGAUUCCGCUCGACUUCGAGGAGUUCUGAGUGAGAUCAAACUGUCCAUUGGAGACCUGCGGAGCCAGUUCACUUUACUGCAAGAGGAACAGGUGUACCUUAAGAAGAACCACAAAGAGGAUCUGCAUUUGUUGCGAGAACAGCACAGCGGCUCUGUUAAUGUGGAGAUGGACUGUGCAGAUCAAUCACAUCUUGACGAGGAGCUGCGGGAGAUGAGAGCUCAGUAUGAGAAGCUAAUUGAGAAAAACCGCAGGGAGGCUGAAAGAUGGUUCCACAGCAAGGCAGAAGUGCUGCAGACUCAGGUGACCACCAGUUCUACUGAAAUCAAGACAUCUCAGACUCAACUCACUGAUCUGAAGAGAACUUUCCAGAGCCUGGAGAUAGAACUACAGGGGGUUCUCACUAUGAAACAAAACCUGGAGAAUACUUUGGCUGAUGUGGGCAUCCGUUAUACGACCCAGCUGAGUCAGCUCCAGUUACGCAUAGACCACCUUCAGGAGGAGCUACAGAAACUUAAUGCCAACAUCCGACAACAGGCUUCUGAGUACCAGAUACUCCUGGACAUCAAGAUGAGGCUGGAGAUGGAGAUCGCUGAAUAUAGAAGGCUGCUGGAGGGAGAAACUCAAACGACCGUCAUAAGCACAUCUUCUUCUUCCAUGACAAAAACUAUGACAGAAACAGAAACCGUGAGCAAAACAGUGGAGAUAAUAGAAGAGGAAGAGUAUAACCCUCAUGUGCAGCGCAGAGUGAAGGUCAUUGUGGAGGAGCUUGUGGAUGGUAAAGUCGUUUCUUCUUCUGUCGAGGAGAAGGUCCAUGAAAUUAGCUGAGAACGCAACAACAACAAAAAAACAACCCUACAUGUAAACUAUAAUGACAAAUGUUAAUGGUAAGAUUAAAAACACUAUAAGAUUAAAUAUUAUUUUGGAAAUUCUGAGAAAAUAAAUGGGUAUUUUAUUCGUAAAGUAAAAUUAAUGUUUCAUGGAUAAGAUGUGAGCAAGAUUCAUUUUACAAUCAUAUUGUACCAUGCAGCCAACUUUAAGAGUGACUACCUUUAUUUUAUGACCCUGGUCUUUGUUUUGGUCUCACUGUGUUUUGUAUAUUCAAUGUAUAAUCACUCAAUGUCGAUGUCAAUUAAACUUUGCUAUGAGAGAAA